Messenger RNA from Asparagus officinalis (garden asparagus), 1614 nucleotides. Its product is annotated as monodehydroascorbate reductase 4, peroxisomal. Gene Ontology annotation, molecular function: oxidoreductase activity, acting on NAD(P)H; flavin adenine dinucleotide binding. NCBI's taxonomy places the organism in Eukaryota, Viridiplantae, Streptophyta, Magnoliopsida, Asparagales, Asparagaceae. The transcript is spliced from 7 exons. Bases 84 to 1508 code for a protein of 474 amino acids. Gene Ontology annotation, cellular component: cytoplasm. The record is from RefSeq and is a predicted model, not a curated record.
AGCUUGAGCCUGAGCCAAACAAAAACUAGAAAACAAAACAAAACCCAAAAAGAUUUGAGAGAGAGAGAGAGAGAGAGAGACAAAUGGGGAGGGCCUUCGUGUAUGUAAUACUUGGCGGUGGAGUCGCUGCUGGCUACGCUGCUCUCGAGUUCUCAAAGAGAGGGAUCCACCAUGGCGAGCUCUGCAUCAUCUCUGAGGAAUCUGUGGCACCUUAUGAACGACCUGCAUUAAGCAAAGGGUAUUUACUUCCAGAAGCUCCUGCACGUCUUCCGUCUUUUCACACUUGCAUAGGCGCCGGUGAAAAGAGGUUGACACUGAAAUGGUACAAGGAGCAUGGCAUUGAGCUGAUUCUUGGAACUAAAGUAAAAUCUGCUGAUGUGAACCGGAAGACGUUAAUCACUUCCAAUGGAGAAACUAUUAGCUACAAAAUUCUCAUAGUGGCAACAGGUGCUCGGGCUUUGAAGCUUGAAGAAUUUGGAGUGAGAGGAUCAGAUGCUGAAAAUGUUUGUUAUUUACGCAAUUUGAACGAUGCAAAUAGACUUGUAGAUGUAAUGAAAACCUUUACAGGUGGCAAUGCUGUAGUAAUUGGUGGGGGUUAUAUUGGAAUGGAAUGUGCAGCUGCCUUGGUUACAAACCGAAUAAAAGUAACUAUGGUGUUCCCUGAGGCACAUUGUAUGGCUCGUUUGUUUACACCAAAGAUUGCUGAUUUCUAUGAGGACUACUAUGAAUCAAAGGGAGUAAACUUUAUAAAAGGAACAGUGCUUACAUCUUUUGAAAAUGAUUCUGAAGGGAAGGUUACGGCAGUAAUCCUAAGAGAUGGGACCCGAGUCCCAACCGACAUGGUUGUGGUGGGCAUCGGAAUCCGUGCAAAUACAAGCCUCUUUGAAAACCAACUAACCCUAGAAAAGGGCGGGAUCAAAGUCAACACCCGUAUGCAAACAAGCAACACCUCAAUUUAUGCAGUAGGAGACGUCGCAUCAUUCCCUGUGAAACUCUUCAGUUCUGACAUCCGCCGCCUCGAGCACGUCGAUUCCGCUAGAAAGACUGCAAGGCACGCUGUUUCGGCCAUCAUGAACCCUAACAGCACCGGCGAUUUCGAUUACUUGCCAUUUUUCUAUUCGAGAGUAUUUACUCUUUCAUGGCAAUUUUAUGGAGAUAAUGUUGGUGAUGUUGUUCACUAUGGAGAUUUCAGUAGUGGUAGAUUUGGAGCUUAUUGGGUGAAUAAAGGAAGAAUGAUUGGGGCUUUUCUUGAAGGAGGGACUAAAGAGGAGUAUGAGGCGAUUGCCAAGGCUGUUAAGCUUAAAAUGACCGUAAAGGACAUGGGCGAGUUUGAGAGGCAAGGGAUUGAGUUUGCUUUGAAGGGUGAUCGGGAGGUGAGCUCUGAGAUUGUAAGUGGAGUUAUGGUGGAGAAACCAGCAUAUAAUUUCCAUGCGGCCGCUGGCGUUGCUGUGGCUGUGUCGAUUGCUGCGUUUGCUUAUUGGUAUGGGAGGAGGAGAAGGAGGUGGUAAUAUUAAAUGAAUGUUUGUGUUAUGAUGAUUUAUACAUGUACACUUGUGUAACAGUAAAGUUACUGUAAAAAAAUGGUUAUUUAGUUCAACGAAUUCAUUGGAGUUC